AUGCAACCAACACGUGCCGUACCAACUCUUCAUUGGUACCAUCGUCCUCCAGACAAACACACAGAGAGAUCCUGCCAACCAGCCUCACUUGGCAUUCAACUGGCACAGAGAUACUUCCAACCAAAGUUAUCCUGCCAAUCUGCCCACUAUUGGCAAUCGAUUGGUGCAUUGAUGGUUUACCAUAAUUGUAGCCAUUCCGCUGACCUGCCACGGUAUAAACUGGCAAAUUGA
This is a messenger RNA of Nezara viridula (southern green stink bug), 231 nucleotides long. NCBI's taxonomy places the organism in Eukaryota, Metazoa, Arthropoda, Insecta, Hemiptera, Pentatomidae. The record is from the annotation of a GenBank genome assembly.